Messenger RNA from Cuscuta campestris, 2903 nucleotides. The record is from the annotation of a GenBank genome assembly. NCBI's taxonomy places the organism in Eukaryota, Viridiplantae, Streptophyta, Magnoliopsida, Solanales, Convolvulaceae.
GAGUCUCUCGAGAGGCUGGAUUAGCCACAAGUUGUGGUGAACCAGGGUAAAAUCGGUGUGCCUCUUACUCGUCUCUUUACUUCUCGUUUAAUUCAUUUUUAUUCCUGCGAUUUUUGAUCAAACGCUAUUCACCCCCCCUCUAGCGUUGGUCUUUUAUUCUAACAAUUGGUAUCAGAGCCUAACUCGCGUCCAAACUUAACCGUUUGAGAGUAAAGCGAUCAUGGCCUCUUCUUCUAGAAAUCUCUAUGCAGGAAUUGGUGAAGGUCAAUCCACUUCUAGGCCACCACUCUUUGAUGGCACCAACUAUUCCUAUUGGAAGGAACGGAUGAGAAUCUAUAUCCGUUCCACCAACUUCCAAUUAUGGUUGGUCAUCAAAAACGGAGAGGAAAUCCCAAUGAAGAAAGUAGGAGAAACCACGGUUCCAAAAACCGAGGACGAAUUUGAUGCCGAGGACAUCAAGAAGAUUGAAAACUAUGCAAAGGCCAUCAAUAUGCUAUAUUGCGCGGUUUACCCCAAUGACUACCGAAAGAUCUCCUGUUGCACAACCGCCAAGGAGAUGUGGGACAAGCUUGAGGUGACGUACGAAGGUACCGAUCAAGUUCGCGAAGCAAAGAUCGACUUUCUCACCCAAGAGUACAAAAUGUUCCGGAUGAAAGAAGGUGAGAAAAUUGAUGACAUGUUCGACCGGUUCUCAAAGAUCAUCAACGAUCUUCAUGCUCUCAAAAAGACUUACACCAACAAGGAUCUCGUGAGGAAAAUCCUGCGCAGCCUCACACCCGAAUGGAGGUCUAAAGCCGAUGCAAUCUAUGAAUCCAUUGGAGUCUCCAACGUCACCAUCGACGGGCUAAGAGGUAACCUUAAAACCUAUGAAUCUACUAUUCUAACCCCGUCUUUGGAUGAACAAAAGAAAAAGGGGAUAGCUCUCAAAGCUACCAAGGAACCGGUGGAAGAGGCUUCAAGCGAUGACGACAAUGAAUUCGGGCUCGUCAUCAAGAAGUUCCACAAGUUCAUGAAGAAGGAAUUUGAGCGGAAGGGAAGGAAGCACGACGGUCCUCCCAAGUGUUACGGCUGUGGCGAGAUUGGCCACAUCAAGCCAAGGUGUCCAAAGGCCAAACACGGCAAGGAUAAGCCUGGCUUCAAGAAGCAAAGGGCCUACAUCUCUUGGGGUGGCGAUUCCUGCGACAAAUCAACCGACCAAGAGGAGGACGAAGCUGCAAAUCUCUGCCUCAUGGCGCACGAAGAUCAAAGCGACGACGUCCAAGAGGUAUAUAAUACUCGCUUGGCGAGAAAGGCUUUUUGUGAUGAUCUUGCAGACUCACUUGAAAGAAUGCACAUUGAAGACGAUGAGGAAGACACGCCAUUAUACACCAACCCGCAACCACAACCUGAGGAAACACCUCAAGUGAUGGUCGAAAAUGAGGAUCAAGCGGACGAAGAAGAACACGAGGAAGCCCAGGAACAAGAGAAAACCGAGCUUCCCAUCGCUUGGAGAACGCACAAGAACCAUCCACUUGACCAGCAGCCCACUUCUAGGAACAUCCGGAAGGUAUUGAAAAGAAAGUUCGGUGUUGGAAUGUUGAAGUUAGUGAGUUAAUCGUUGGAAUCAUGUUCAUCGACAUACCCGAAAUUCUAGACAGAAAUUAUCCCUUGACUUCAGGUCUGAUUUACGCUAUCUUACAUAUGUUAAAACGAAAUACUUUCUAUAUGAAAGUUGUAGCCUUACAUAUUAGGAAUCCACAGAAUCAAACGGUUAGCAAUUCCGUGAAGAAACGAUGGAGAUAUGCCCAAAUUACCGCAGGCUGUCCAGUUGUGACGGAAAUGACAAAGUUGGCAAAUUUCGAUGUUGUUUCCACUCUCGCUCAUCUGUAAGGUUUCGGCCGAUGAUUUCCAGGUCUGUACCUUUGCGUUAGACUUGUCGAAUCAUUCAUCAUAUGCGUACAUGAACAUAUAUGUUAAUCCAUUUGUUGAAAUCAUUCCAAAAUAUAUAUGUGACGCAUAUAUAAGUCAUCUUUGUGUUAAGACCAUAAUACACCAAAUCCAUAAAGUUAUUAUAUAAAUACGUGAGUAUAUAUAAACAUUUGAAAUCAACCCAAAAAUAUGUAUAUUUCAAUCAAAGGUGUUUAAAAGACUUAAAGAAGUAUUUUGGACACUCAAAAUAUCAAGAGAUGGAUUCGCAGACCCAAACGGUCGACGCAAACGGUCGACCGUCGUAUUAAAUUUUGAAACGGACCACGACUGUCAGCCAAACGGUCGACCGCCGGUGGCUGACGGCCGACCGUCGCAUGCCCAGCCGAAGUCCGCCAUUUGCAGCCAGUCAACAAUGGUCGACCGCCGGUCAACCGCGGUCGACCGUCACAGUAAUCCGGCAUCUCGAUGCAAAGAAGAUCAAGGUCGACCGUCCCUCCAAACGGUCGACCGUUCCGAGCCCCGUAGCUUAAUUAAAUGAUAUUUUUAUCAAGUUUCAUCCAAAUAAAAUAAAGUAUAUUUAUCCAAUCAUGUUGUUUACAAAUUGUUCAUAUCAUGUGAUUCAUUUCAUCAUCCAUAUUGAAACAUAUCACAUCAUGUGCAUGCGCAAGAGAUCAGGCAGAAGUGCGUCUCUUGUAGUGUGAUGUGCGGGACUUAUUAGUCCGACAUCACCCGUUCCGGGCUUAGUGUACGUACAUGGUAUUCAGGUUUUGAGUACCACCCCUACUUUCUAGUCUCCCUUGAGAGACUAAGGCCGCGUGAGUUCGUCGUACCAAAUGGGCGAAUUUCAUAGCGCAAGGGUGUCCUUGCUCGUUAGAAUCAUGCAUCAUGUUAUCAUCAAGUACAUCUUUUAUUACAUAAGUAUCAUGUAAUCAUCCUCACAAGCAAUUUGAUUAAUUGUGCCAUCGUGUAAUUAUCAUUAAAUAUUUACCAUCAUG